Hylaeus volcanicus is the source of this 3500-nucleotide messenger RNA. Its product is annotated as lysocardiolipin acyltransferase 1-like. Gene Ontology annotation, molecular function: acyltransferase activity. The record is from RefSeq and is a predicted model, not a curated record. Gene Ontology annotation, cellular component: endomembrane system. The transcript has 5 exons. The coding region runs from base 173 to 1336 and encodes 387 amino acids. NCBI's taxonomy places the organism in Eukaryota, Metazoa, Arthropoda, Insecta, Hymenoptera, Colletidae.
UGGAUACUGGGUAGAGAAUGGGGAGAAAGGGGUGAAACACAGUGAAGCCCCUGUAGUAAGAUAGAAGAGAAGCCAGAGAAAACAUUUCAGAAAGAAGUAGUUAGCAUUGAAAGCUUGUAAAAAGUGGUUCAAUCAGAAUACACAUGAUAAGAUAUCUAAAAUACACUUUGAGAUGCGUGGACUUUUACGAGGCACUUUAUAUUGUGGACUAUGGUAUGGCAGUGUAAUGGCUGGCUUUUUAUUUAUUGCUUGUCCUAUGUUACCACUGUUAUUCUUCAGUCCUCCGUUAUUUCGAAAAUGUAACGACCUCUUAUUUUCCUGCUGGGAACUUUAUUCCACAGCUCUUUUAAAAGUGUUUGGUGUAAAAAUUUUGGUAUCAGGAGACCAUAUAUCUCCAACUGAAUCUGCUAUACUUGUAAUGAAUCACAGAACACGAGUAGAUUGGAAUUUUUUGUGGGCUGCUAUGUACCAGGCAUGCUUACCCAGUAUAGCAACUCAUAGAUUAAAAUUUGUUUUAAAAGAUCCUAUUCGACACAUUCCUGGUCCAGAGCAUACAUCCCAUGAAACGAUAUUGGAGAUUUUAAAGAACUAUUGUAUAACAGGAUGGAUAAUGCAAAUGAAUGGCUUCCUUUAUAUAACACGACGCUGGGAAGAAGAUCAGAGUCGCCUAUCGCGUACCCUUGAUUAUUUAGUAGCACUGGAUAGACGGUCACAAUUACUUAUAUUUCCAGAGGGUACCGAUCUCACAAAAAAUAGUAAAGAAAAAUCAGACAGAUACGCUUUGCAACAUAAGCUACCACAAUAUUCGUUUACUCUUCAUCCAAAAACAACAGGGUUCAGUUAUUUAGUUCAACAUCUUCAACAAGCAAACUACGUUGACGCUGUUUACGACUUAACGAUCGCGUAUCCUGAUUAUGUUCCGCAAUCUGAACUAGAUUUAAUCAAAGGUAAAUUACCAAAUGAAGUACAUUUUCAUAUUAAACGAAUACCCUCGGCGAACAUGCCAAGGCAUGAUUCGACAUUAAGACGAUGGUUGGAAAAAAGAUGGUUCGAUAAAGAAGAAGUUUUAAAACAAUUUUAUGACAAGAAAUCAUUUUCUGCUGAUAUCUGGCCUUUGACAAAACAAUUUCCUUUGCAAGUCGCGCUAUAUUUUUGGAGCAUUUUAACAGGUGCUGCAGUUCUUUUGCUUAUUGUUUCACCGUUAUUCCAAUUAUGGACAUUUGUUCUAUCAUCUUUCUUUGUUGCAUUAUCAUUUUUCAGUACUGGUUUUAAUCAGGUUGAAACUGGAUGGUAUUGGUGUUGGAAAACUCACUUCCUUAAACAAAAACGUAGUUAAUAAGAUUUUCGUAAGUGGUAUUUAUUUCUUUAAUGUCAUUAUAAAUGUAUUUAAAAUUCAAAAAUAUUCAUUAUAUUUAUGAAUUUUAAAUGUAACAUAGUUUGUCUAGUCUUUAAAUGUAAGUAGGGAUUUUCAAUUUUAACAAUUUUCGGUAUCACGAAAAAUAACAUUUAAAUUAGAAAUCGUAAGUGGUAUGGCAAGAAUUUAAAUCAGAAAAUAGUGACACUUGGGAACACUUAUUUUAUAAAGUAAAAAGUAUUAUACAAAACUAAAUGAGUUAAUAUAAAAGAAAAAUUGAUCUUCAAUAUUGACUGAAUGCUUUAUAUUCUCUUAAUAUAAUAACGAUACUAGUUCAAAAUUAUAAAACAAAGAAUUUUAUAUAGUACGUGAACUGGAAAGAAUAACGGAACUGCAAAAAUUAUAGUGGAUUUCUUUUAACAUUGUAACAAACAUUAACCUUCUGUAGAUUACCCUUCUUUUAUAGAAAUUUUACAUUUUGGAUUUCUAGUUACAGUGAAGAAUUAUAUAUACUGUAACAAUAAUUUUUUUUGCCUGAGGAAUUAUUGAUGUAACUACAAUUUGCUACUAUAUACUUUUUAACAGUAUAAGUGCAUUGUAUAUUCUUAUUUUACAUAUAUAUGUAUUGUGAACUACGGAGGGUUAAAAUUAAAAUCAAAUUAACAAAUUUUUUAAAGAAAAAUAUUUUGCUAACUCAGAUUUUAUGAGGUGUUAUCCUCUUAAUACGUUCAGUAUUAAUACUUAUACAGUGUGUGUUUCCAUAUUAUCGAUAUAUUUUUUCAGAAUCAAUCUAAUAAAGGAGCAUAUUAAAAAAAAAUUUCUGUUGCAGUAAACUAGAGUCGAUAUUAAAUUCAAUUUAGAGACUAUACAUAAAUGAACGAUAAGGUGUUGUUAGGGAUUUUGAUAUAUAAACAUUUUUCGUUACUUUAAUAAGUAAAAUCGAUUCUGAAAAUAUCUUCCAGUAAUUUGAAAACAUCUUGAGUGUAAAGCUCGUAUAUGAAAUUUUAUGUAAAAGUAGUUACUUUAUACAGAUUUAAAUGAUAUUGGUAAGACUAUAAACAUAACAUUAGAAUUUUAUUCAACAGAAUUGAUUUAAUGCCAGGAGAAGACAUUUUUAAAUUGAAUAUAUUACAAUAGUACCUUAUACCUAUAAGAUCGUGUUGUACAAAUAUCUGUGAGAGUUUACUGUUCAAAAUAUUAUAAUACUUUUUAUUCAAUGUAGUUAGUAUUAUGAUGGAUUUUAGAAAAAGGGUUCUUGCUGUGUUCUAAUAGUAGAAUACAAUAACACAACUAAAAAAUGUGUUGGUAGAAUCUAAACUGUUUGUAAAUGUGUACGUUCCAAUCGGAAAAUGAUACUUUCUUUAGAUAUGUAUAAAAUAUAGACUAUUUUGAACAUUUUCCAAAGAAGGAAACGAGACAAACAUGUCGGCAAACUUCAGAUUUAUUUGAAGCCUAGGGUUUUGCUCAUCACUAAAUACAGUAGCCAUCUAUUUUAAUUUAUGGAAUUACGAUUUUACAUUUUGAAUUUUUUUCAAAAUUCACAGUGUAAUUAGUGCCUCAUUAUCUCAUAUUCUGAAGUAUAAAUGUACAUACAUACUCGUUUAAUAAAAUUGUUUUGCAAGAAAUUACAAGUUUCCGUAAAAGAUAAAGUAUGAGAUAGUUACGCACUUACAAUGUUAGGUAAUUUAAAAACUUUACAAUCUUUUAUUUAUUAAAUAAGUCAACAUUUGACGAACAACUUUACAAUGCUCCCUAUGUAACAAAGUAUUAUAACCCGAAAAAUGCUUUAAACAGAAGCAAAAUGUACGUAAAGUGUAUAAACGGAACGUGUAGGACGAGAUAUAAUUUUAGAUAAUUUGGUUUUUAUUAGUAGCUGAAAAUCUAUUUUUCUAUAGUUGGUAAAAAAGUUAUAAACGUAAGUAAAAGUGAAUUCAUGUGCCAAAGAAAUAUGUGUAUUAGUGUAUGUUCUAAAGAAGUGUCGAUUAAAAAUAUUUGUGGUUCUCAAUUAAUAUAAGAGUUCUACUUCUAUUAAUUUCCAGAAAAAUAAAUGUAAAUAAAAAAAAGUAAUUAAAUCAUUUCGAUGUAUUCCAUGCUGUGACUAAUGUAGAAUUUUAUCAUUGUAUAAAUGUUAUAUAGUUAUAUACAA